AUGGCUCUUUUCGCGACGAUCGUCGUUACUUCGCCGUUGUUUUUGCUCCUCAUUGUUCCUUUCAUCGGCUCGGGGAUUGGAUGGCUGCUGCGGAGGAAGACGGAUGGCCGACGCAUACAUCUGAUCAACUUGAUGGAGGAAGAGCACAGGAAAUACUUGCAUCAACACCAGGGCUCUGACAGCACGACUCCCGAUAAACUGGACGCCAAUGGUGAACUUCAGGCCACCCAAGACUGGCAGGGCGUUGUUGGUUUCUUCCACCCCUUCUGCAAUGCUGGAGGUGGCGGAGAGCGUGUUUUAUGGGCUGCCAUCCGGGCGACGCAGGAUCGAUGGCCAAGAGCCAAGUGCUUUGUGUAUACUGGAGACCACGAUGUUCCUAAAGAUGCAAUCAUUGCGAGAGUCAAGAACCGAUUCAAUAUCCAACUGCACGCUCCGACGGUCCAAUUCCUCUACCUCUCCAAGAGAAACUGGGUUCUGGCCUCGAGAUGGCCCGUCUUUACGCUUUUGGGACAGUCUCUGGGCUCAAUAGUCCUGGCCUGGGAUGCCUUUUCGCUGAUGGUACCCGACAUCUUUAUUGAUACCAUGGGCUACGCAUUUGCACUUAGCCUUUCAAAGUUCCUGUUCCGAAGUGUGCCCACCGGCGCCUAUGUGCAUUAUCCGACGAUUUCUACCGAUAUGCUGGAGUCUCUGGACCCCACGUCUUCCCUGGGCUCUCAAGGAGUCAAUGCUGGCAAAGGCACCGGAGCCAGAGGAGCUGUGAAGAAGAUAUACUGGCGACUUUUUGCGGCACUGUACUCUUGGGUUGGGUCCUCCAUCGAUGUUGUCAUGACAAAUUCCACGUGGACUCAAGCCCAUGUGAAGAGCCUAUGGGGCCCAUACCGUCUCGAAAAGGACCGGGAACAUCCCAUCGCAGUUGUCUAUCCUCCCGUGGCCGUCAGCGAAUUCGAACACGAGGUCGAAGUGUCCGCAGCGAGCGAAAAGCAACGAGAGCCGGUCCUCAUCUACAUUGCGCAGUUCCGCCCUGAAAAGAACCACCCGCUUAUUAUCCAAUCCUUUGCUGAUUUCGUCAAGACAAAGACACCCGCCGCAGAAAAGGCACAGCUGGUUCUCAUUGGAAGCGUCCGAGAUGAUUCAGAUUCCAAAAGGGUGUAUAGGCUGCGUCUGAUGGUGAACGAGCUGGGAAUCAAGGACCAUGUACAGUUUCACAUCAAUGCGUCUUGGUCAGAAAUUCUCGAGUGGUCAAGGAAAGCAUCUGUGGGUGUUAACGGCAUGUGGAAUGAGCAUUUCGGAAUUGGCGUUGUGGAGUACCAAGCCGCCGGUUUGAUAUCAGUGGUUCACGACAGUGGCGGUCCCAAGCUGGACAUUGUCACAAAAGUUGACGGCGAACCAACAGGUUUUCAUGCGUCGAAUGCAGCCGAGUUUGCGGCAGGAUACGAAGCAGCACUUUCACUUCCCGACCCUCUUGCCAUGCGCCUGCGUGCGAGGAAAUCAGCAAAGCGAUUUUCCGAGGAGGUGUUUGAAGCGCAGUGGCUGUCGCAGAUGGGUCGUCUGGUGGCGCUUGGAAAGAGAAAGUAG
Molecule: messenger RNA, 1575 nt
Organism: Trichoderma atroviride IMI 206040
Lineage: Eukaryota; Fungi; Ascomycota; Sordariomycetes; Hypocreales; Hypocreaceae
Biological process (GO): protein N-linked glycosylation
Cellular component (GO): endoplasmic reticulum membrane
Molecular function (GO): GDP-Man:Man(3)GlcNAc(2)-PP-Dol alpha-1,2-mannosyltransferase activity
Source: RefSeq, a predicted model, not a curated record